This is a messenger RNA of Drosophila ananassae, 1505 nucleotides long. It is a transcript of the gene COX4L, whose product is annotated as cytochrome c oxidase subunit 4 isoform 1, mitochondrial. The coding region runs from base 160 to 702 and encodes 180 amino acids. Gene Ontology annotation, biological process: mitochondrial electron transport, cytochrome c to oxygen. The record is from RefSeq and is a predicted model, not a curated record. The transcript has 2 exons. NCBI's taxonomy places the organism in Eukaryota, Metazoa, Arthropoda, Insecta, Diptera, Drosophilidae.
CCUCCCUACAAGCUAUAAAAUCGGAGGCCGGGCCUGAGAGCUUCAUUUGCCUCCGGGACAGGCAACAGUUCGGACGGCAAAUCAGGAAAAUAAACUCUAUAAUCAAAAUUCAAAAAGGUCUCGAAAACUUUAUAUUUCGCCAGGUGCGGCGCGGCCAAGAUGUCUGCACUGCGGAUGCUCCCGCGUGCAAGACCGAUGCAUCUGGACUCUAGCGUGGUGAUGGGUCUGCGCUUCGCCAGCGGCGACCAGACCCGCAUAAUGAGCGGCGACCGCGAGGUGGUCGGCUACGGCAUCAACGGACGCCCCAUCUACUUCGACAGCCAGGACUGCCCCUUUCCGGCCAUCCGCUUCCGGGAGCUCACCCCGGAGGUCUGCGCCAUCCGCGAGAAGGAGCUGGGCGACUGGAAGAAGCUGUCGCUGUGCGAGAAGAAGAUGCUGUACCGGCAUAGCUUCUGCCAGACCUACGCAGAGUUCCAGAAGUUCACCCCGGACUGGAAGCUCGUCCUGGGCCUCGGAUUGUGGUCACUGGCGAUCGGCUGCGCCAUCACCGUGAUAAGCAAGCUGAACUUGUACAACGAUCCGCCGGAGACGUUCGAGGAGGACCGCCGCUCUGCCCAGCUGCGCCGAAUCAUUCAGCUGCAAAUGAACCCGAUCACCGGGCUGUCUUCCAAGUGGUGCUACGAGCGCAACCAGUGGAAGUAGGGAGUGGGAGUCGGAAGCCCGUUCCACGCACAUGCCAGACACAAGCAUUCCAACCACACACGAGUACGAGCGAGGGACAAUAUGCUGAUGAUGCCGAGGAUGAUAGCCUAUUGAAUUGCCGUUUCGUUUCGUAUUGACAAGUACACAAGCUGCAACCGUUGUGUUCGAUAACCCAUCCACUAUCCCGCCAUCAAGCUAAACUAUCAACAGCAUUAUCGAUUGCCAAGGAUCGUUAUAUGUUCUAUGUUCAAUGUACACUGUACACUGUACACUUUACACUUUACACUGCCCCCACACCGAAGGACACUACAUACGCUAUGGGACACCAACAUGCACACUCUGUAACCAGCCCAGCUGAGGACUGACUGGUCACAGCCCAUAAACAUAAUUUGUUUACUCAUUACACUAUUCGGCCAAACAAAUGUAACUACCGCCCUUACACACCCAGGACACCCUGCGUAGCACAUGCCACGUAAGACAUUGCCACGCAGAAUAUUGAAUAUAUAUCUCGACACUUCAGUCUCUACAAUAGACACAUGCAUAUACCUCACUCCGCACACGUAGCCCCCAACAUGUUUCAUAACCGGACAUGAAUUGUUGCAUUCCACACACUCACCACACUUCGCACACUCUUACGCAAUUGGUAAAUAAUUAGGAUAAUAAUCGACACUCGUACAAUCAUUACAAUACUGUCACUGUCACUGACACUGUCACUGUCACUCGCAGGCAAUUCCGUUCUCUUCCUUGGAUUGUAAAGAAGCGUGAACUGUGGUGCGAGAAUAAAGGCGAUUAUAAGAAUCGAA